AUGGAGACUGCAGCGGCGCAGAAUCUGGCGAUCGCAAACCUGUACGCCAAGGUGGAGAAGGUGGGCGAAGGUACCUACGCCUCUGUGUUCCUCGCGCGCAACAUCAAGACGGGACAGAAGGUAGCCAUCAAGAAGAUCAAGAUCGUCUCCAACGAGAACGGCAUGGACGUCACGGCGAUACGCGAAGUCAAGUUCUUGAAGGAACUCAACCAUCCCAAUGUGAUCAAGAUGGUCGACGUGUUUUCCUCCGGCUCCCGGUCUCCUUCGCUCAACCUGGUGCUCGAGUUCCUGGACACCAAUCUGGAGGCGCUCGUCAAGGACAAAGCGCUGAUCUUUACGCAGGCCGACAUCAAGAGUUGGAUGGCCAUGCUUUGCCGUGGCAUGGAGUACUGUCAUCGCAACUGGGUGCUGCAUCGGGAUUUGAAACCGAACAACUUGCUCAUCUCUCCUUCGGGCGAGCUCAAGAUUGCCGAUUUUGGUCUUGCAAGAGAGCACGGAGAUCCAGGAGCGAGAAUGACACAUCAGGUCGUGACGAGGUGGUAUCGUCCGCCGGAACUGCUGCUGGGGUCGAGAGCCUACUCGUCGGCGGUGGAUAUGUGGAGCGUGGGAUGCAUCUUUGCCGAACUCAUGCUGCGCGUUCCUUAUCUCCCUGGAGAGUCGGAUGCCGAACAACUCACGACCAUCUUUAAGGCGCUCGGUACACCGACAGAGAAAGACUGGCCGAGUCACAAAUCUCUGCCAGAGUAUACAUCGUUCGAGCAACAUCCGAAAUCCAACUUGGCGGAUCUAUUCCUUGCGGCCAGUCCAGAGGCGCUCGACUUCCUGCAACGUACGCUCCUGUACGAUCCACUCAAACGCCUCAGCGCCAACCAAGCACUGCACCACCCAUACUUCAAGCAAAGUCCUCCACCGACACCGUUCAAACAGCUCCCGCGACAUCCGACAAAGGCGUUGGAUGCCGAAGAUCCAGCGGCUCACCCUUUGCUCUCAGACAGCAAGGAGAAGAACGAAGCGAGAGAGAAGCAGCAAAACGUCGGGAAUGGGAAGAAGCGUCCGCUGGAUUCAAAGGAGAUCGAAGAAAGGAAACGAUUGGCGAGGAAGUUGGCUUUCGACUGA
Molecule: messenger RNA, 1116 nt
Organism: Pseudozyma hubeiensis SY62
Lineage: Eukaryota; Fungi; Basidiomycota; Ustilaginomycetes; Ustilaginales; Ustilaginaceae
Exons: 1
Coding region: 1-1116 (371 amino acids)
Biological process (GO): protein phosphorylation; positive regulation of transcription by RNA polymerase II
Cellular component (GO): transcription factor TFIIK complex; transcription factor TFIIH holo complex; cytoplasm
Molecular function (GO): RNA polymerase II CTD heptapeptide repeat kinase activity; ATP binding; cyclin-dependent protein serine/threonine kinase activity
Source: RefSeq, a predicted model, not a curated record